AUGGCUGUCCAAAAAGCCAGCAUCGAAAUCUCUUCCAUUGCAUCACUCGUGAUACUACGUAGUAUCGACGAUAAGAUCUUGCAGGAGGUUUCCAAAGCAAUGGCACCUUCGGUCGAACAAUUCUCAAGCACAUCGUGGAGGCCGAGAUUAUUCGACAACAAGGUGUUAUUCUGUACCGGCGGGUCCGGGAGCAUCUGCUCGGGCCAAGUGCGAGCUCUUGUCGCGCUGGGCGCCAACGCCUGCAUCGUCGGGCGUAAUCACGACAAGGCCAAAAACGUUGCCGCUGACAUUGCACUCGUGCGGCCUGGUAGCAUCGUGCUGGGUCUCGGAGGGGUGGAUGUGAGGAAUCAUGAAAGUGUCAAGGAGGCGGUUGAGACUUGCGUGCAACGCUUGGGGGGCAUUGAUUUUGUCAUAGCUGGAGCAGCAGGUAACUUUGUCUCGACCAUCGACGACCUAUCAGCGAACGCGUUCAAGGCAGUGGUCGACAUUGACCUCGUGGGCUCUUUCAUAACGGCAAAGUUGACUCUGCCGCGCCUCGUCGCUUCCGCAGAACGGGCAAGGACAAACAAGGAUUUGGACUCGUCGAGCCUGACUGGCGGCCGCAUCAUUUUCGUGAGCUCAACAAACUACCAGUGUGCUCGAAUCGCACAGGCCCACGUCUGCGCGGCCAAGGCCGGCGUCAAUGCCCUCUCGGACUGCAUCUCUCUCGAGUACGGGCCGAGAGGAGUCACGUCCAAUGUGAUAGCGCCGGGCCUGAUUGACGACACCGAGGGCGCCAGGCGCUUGACGGACCCGACUCUCCGAAACGACCUUAUCAGGAGCGUCCCCGUGCAGCGGCUGGGGUUGAUCAAGGACAUUUCAGACGCCACUAUCUUCCUGUUUGCCGAUACUGGAAGUUUUGUCAAUGGCGCGACCAUCGACGUCGACGGUGGCGCCUGGCGCAUCAGGGCUGCGGGCGCAGGCCCCAACUACCCAAGCUUGCCCUCUCGAGCGCACCAAGUGAAACUUGGCCGGGGCUCGAGGUUGUAG
This is a messenger RNA of Cladophialophora psammophila CBS 110553, 1029 nucleotides long. RefSeq lists its product as uncharacterized. Gene Ontology annotation, biological process: fatty acid catabolic process. The record is from RefSeq and is a predicted model, not a curated record. The coding region runs from base 1 to 1029 and encodes 342 amino acids. NCBI's taxonomy places the organism in Eukaryota, Fungi, Ascomycota, Eurotiomycetes, Chaetothyriales, Herpotrichiellaceae. The transcript has 4 exons. Gene Ontology annotation, molecular function: 2,4-dienoyl-CoA reductase (NADPH) activity.